AUGGAAGUGCCCCAUGAUGACUAUGAUAUUAGCAUCAUGAUCAGGGUGGUGAAGGAGGUGCAAGAGCUGCUGACAUCUAAACAGUUUUCAACAUAUUCAGAGCUCGAUAAGGAAAUAACGAAUAUGUUGAAGGGCUACAAGUCUAUCGGUGACGGCUUUGAGCGCUUUCGCAUAGACCUAACUAAAGACGCGGCAAACAGCCCAGACUUAAGGAGUAGUUUAGUUGACAUGAAUGCACGGUGCGAGUCACGACUCAGGGAUUUUGAGUGCAGCCAAAAAGACCAAAUCAAUGACAUGCUUCCUUUCAUCCGAAGCACCUCGCGAAUACUGGUUCACGGUUGUGGUGAUUUGUUGGCUCUCGCGAUUGCCUGUGCCAUUCAGGAGCGGGAGGGUGUUCAUUUUUACAUUUGUGAGGGUCGUCCGGCAACAGCAAAGUACCCUCAGGGUACUGGUGAGGCACUUUUAAGAAAAGCAUCUGCAACUCAUGAAGGGUUGAAACUUAAAGAAAAGCUUCAGCAAUACUGCACCAUCAUACCAGAUGCCGGUGUAGGCGCUGUUAUGAGCAAAGUAGACUUUGUCGUCACCGGUGCUUACUGUGUUACCGAGCAUGGAGGGCUCGUUCAUUCAACGGGAUCCCUACAAAUAGCAACAGUGGCAUCUGCUAUGAAUGUUCCCUUCUACGUCCUCUGUGAAACCUUUAAGUUUGCCCACAUUUUCCCCCUCAGCACCGCAGAUCUCAGGCAGCCCGAAGGGAGUAGCGAUGUACCCCUCGUAGAAUUUGUUCCUCCAUCGAUGGUCACGCUUGUUUUUUCUGAGCAAGGUAUAAUGCCUCCCUCCGCUGUCACUUACGAAAUGUUCAGAUAUCAUACCGCGCUCUUUGCGCCGGGGAAAUGCCAGUAG
Messenger RNA from Trypanosoma brucei brucei TREU927, 900 nucleotides. Its product is annotated as translation initiation factor eIF-2B alpha subunit, putative. The record is from RefSeq and is a predicted model, not a curated record. NCBI's taxonomy places the organism in Eukaryota, Euglenozoa, Kinetoplastea, Trypanosomatida, Trypanosomatidae. Gene Ontology annotation, molecular function: guanyl-nucleotide exchange factor activity; translation initiation factor activity. The transcript has a single exon. Gene Ontology annotation, cellular component: eukaryotic translation initiation factor 2B complex. Gene Ontology annotation, biological process: translational initiation. Bases 1 to 900 code for a protein of 299 amino acids.